AGAAAAUAUAGCACUUCCGGUAUGACGGCUGCAUUGUACUCUAGGGAGGAGCGUACGCGUCUGCAUCCAGGAGCUGUGUUGUUAUCACAGACGCAGUUCCAUUGAACACUAUUGUGUAAACACGUGUAAACUGGUACAUACAAACCUGUAAAACCGAUUUUUUUUUUCUAAAAGUAAUAUAAAAAAAGAAUAUAUAAAAUACGUUUCAUAUUAGGCACAUAAGUUGUUAUCCUACCUGUCAUUUCAGUUUGCUGUAUGCAUCCGAGUGCAGCUUCCAAUCAAAAUGUUUACUUUUAAGAUUAAAUAUUUCCUUCUGAUAUAUUCCCAGUUGCAUUUGUGGAACAAAACGAUUGUUGCCUCCCAGGUACACUGAAAAAUAAGCAACUAGGCUCUCACUGAGUUGGCAUCGUGACAAAUCCACAAUCGUAGCAAUCUCUGUCUCAUAGUCAGUCAACAAACAAAGGCUUGAAAUAAAAACAUGUGUGCUAGGAGGAGGAGGCAUGUCUUGUUUGCUGCAUUUACAAAAAUAAUAGAAUAUCUUAUGUUAUAUUUUAAAAAAGACAUGUACUGUAAUGCAUGGGUUACAUUGACUCACGUGGCAGUUCUAGGUAGAACUGUUUAUAACUUUAUCAUUUUUGCGACUCUGGCUAUCAAACGCCUUCAGGAUAUUUAAUUCAUAUAUUUAGAAAAGUCAAAAAUGGACAUACACAUACGAUUUACAACAGAAGAGUAAUUAACAUUUCAAAUGCAAAAUGGGUUAAACUGACGCGCAUGGCAGUUCUAGUAUGAAUGUGUAAUUAUUAUUAUUAUUAUUAUUAUUACUUAGCAGAUGCCCUUAUCCAGGGUGACUUACAGUCAAAAAUACAUUUCAAACAAUUAAUAUUUACUGAAUGUUCCUUUGUACUAAAACACCUUAACUGGUAUAAUAUUAUUUUCAUACUACAACUAAGUGUUCAAAUAGUUUGUCAUUGAUACUUAGUUUCUUUGGGGUACAAUAUUUUACAGUACCUCUGUAAUCCAGCACAUUGUAUAAUCCAUCGUAUAUAAUUGUACUCCUAAUUGAUGCUGGAUUUCACAGGAUGUUUUGUUUCGGGACUAGUAUUUAAUCCUCUGUACAGUAUGGUUUGUUUAUGGAAAAUUCUGUGAAUUAAAUGUGUGUGUGUGUGUGUGUGUAUAGUAACUUAGGGAAGUCACCUACAGUAUUAUUUAACUGCAGUGUGUAUAAACUGUCAAGUUGACAAAGGAGCUGCUGUGAGCUUUGUACCGUACAUAUUAGGAGCAGCAUUUACUUUACCUUUGGUAGCUAGGCAACCAAGAGACGCUGUACAACCAUCCCUUGUGCAAAGCAGUGAAGAACAAAUAAAAAAAGGAAGAACUUUGAAGUGAAGUGGAAACAUUUAAACAGCUUCUGCCUUUCCUCUGUAAGGAGAUUAUUAUUGUAUGUAUUUAUCAUGACAAAAGGCAGUUUAAAAACAAUGUGUUUGGUGUAAGGGGAUCCUUUUCUUCUACAGUGGCACAGAGAGAAGGAGAGAGUGCAGCAGGAUGAAACCUGCACAGUCCCACCUCUCACUAGUCUUGAAUGGGGACAAGUUUUGGAAAUACAGGUUGGAAAGAGAUCCCACUGAAGGUGGCAAAAGGAGGCUGAAAUUGCAAGGGAAAGAGCUGAUAUCUGUACCCUUGGAAGUAUUUGAUCUGGAGGAACUGCAAGUCCUUGAGAUGAGCCCAGAGCGGGAGAGCUGCCUGACCUACAGGAUGGAUUUGGUCCCGAGAGAAAUUGGACAGCUAAGGAACCUGUCUAUUCUUAAUCUAGACACCAAUGAGCUGAAAGUCAUCCCUGCUGAGAUAGGAGCCUUAAAGAACUUGGAGAGACUGACCCUCAGCAAUAACUUCUUGAGCUUCCUUCCCAAAGAGUUUGGGAGACUCCAGAAGCUUACCAGCUUACACCUGGCCAAUAAUGCCUUCAGGGAGUUUCCAAUCCAGAUUUGCCAGAUGAGAAACCUUACGUUUUUGGAUGCCAGUGAUAACAAGAUCAGGACGAUCCCUCCCAGUGUUGAGAACCUGUCAAAGCUGGAGACCCUGCUCUUGUUCUUCAACAGGUUGGAAAGCCUGCCUGAGACUUUCAGUAAUCUCAGGAGCCUUCACACUUUGUGGCUGGGCAAAAACAAGCUGAGGACUCUUCCCAGGAAGUUUGGGAACCUUGUGAACUUGGAAUGGGGGGACAAUCAGUGUUCCUCAAACUUCGAAGGGAACCCACUUGAAAACCCUCCGCUAGAGAUAUGCAGAGGAGGCCCACUGGAGAUCAAACAAUAUUUUGCAGCCUGGAGUGAUGAAGGUUAUUUGAUUUCUUAUGCUGCUGCUUUUUAAACUAUACAUUUUUUGUUAAACUUUGGUGUAUAGCAUCUGUGCUGAUGUUGAUUUGAUGUUAUGGGUGGUCAGCUUUAUCUAAAUAUUUACUAUCUCUCAGUCACACUAUAACAGGUGUGUAUUACCCUUGGUAGUUUCCCCUUUGGUGCAAAUAUAUAACAUAACAUACUAUCUCAGUGCUAAUGGAAAACAGAAAUACUAAGCAAGCAGCUUAUUUAGCUGGCCUGAUUGGCACCUUUUAGAAGAUUAGUGAUAUUUGGGGUCUGCAAAACCAUCCAAAAAUAAUUUGUUGGUAGAAUUGUAACUUGCAAAAAUACAAAUAAAGAAAAACCAAUUUAUUGAGUCCUUAAUGCAUUAUUUCAGUCUCCUGCUCAUGAUUUGAAUACAGUCACACAAUGUUAAUCCCUGAUCAUAAGAACAUAAGAACAUAAGAAAGUUUACAAACGAGAGGAGGCCAUUCGGCCCAUCUUGCUCGUUUGGUUGUUUGAUUGCUUAUUCCCAGAAUCUCAUCAAGCAGCUUCUUGAAGGAUCCCAAGGUGUCAGCUUCAACAACAUUACUGGGGAGUUGGUUCCAGACCCUCACAAUUCUCUGUGUAAAAAAGUGCCUCCUAUUUUCUGUUCUGAAUGCUCCUUUAUCUAAUUUCCAUUUGUGACCCCUGGUCCUUGUUUCUUUUUUCAGGUUGAAAAAGUCCCCUGGGUCGACAUUGUCUAUACCUUUUAGGAUUUUGAAUGCUUGAAUCAGAUCACCGCGUAGUCUUCUUUGUUCAAGACUGAAUAGAUUAAAUUAUUUUAACUUGUCUGCAUACAGGCUUAUAUCCAGGAGGUCCCCGGUUCAAAUCCCACCUCAGCUACUGACUCAUUGUGUGACCCUGAGAAAGUCACUUAACAUCCUUGUGCUCCAUCUUUCGGGUGAGACGUAGUUGUAAGUGAUUCCGCAGCUGAUGCAUAGUUCACACACCCUAGUCUCUGUAAGUUGCCUUAGAUAAAGGCGUCUGCUAAAUAAACAAAUAAUAAUAAUACAACAUGCUUUUUAAACCCUGGAUAAUUCUGGUCGCUGUUCUGUGCACUAUUUCUAGAGCAGCAAUAUCCUUUUUGUAACGUGGUGACCAGAACUCACCUCUUCAGACAGCACCUGUAGAACUCCUCUUUUUUUUCCCCCUGGACACUUUAUCACUCUUCCUUAAAUGCGCUUUACUUGCUCUUAUCUGCCCCCUAUUUUACUGCAUUUAAUCCUGUACUUUAGAGUAUUGUAAUCUGUCAAGUGUUGUUUAAUCUGUAGUAUUUUGUAUUUAAUUAUAUCCUGAUGUAACUAUCACUGACACUGUUAUCUGCUCUGUUACUGAAUCGUAUUUUGUCAUACUUGUACUUGCUAUAACCAAAGUCAUUGUAUUUAUCUUUCUCUUAAUUGUAUUAUUACUUGUACUGUGAUUCUUGAAAUGUAUUUUUGUUUACGACUGUAAGUCGCCCUGGAUAAGGGCAUCUGCUAAGAAAUAAAUAAUAAUAAUAAUAAUAAUAAUAAUAAUAAUAAUAAUAAUA
Molecule: messenger RNA, 3900 nt
Organism: Acipenser ruthenus (sterlet)
Lineage: Eukaryota; Metazoa; Chordata; Actinopteri; Acipenseriformes; Acipenseridae
Product: leucine-rich repeat protein lrrA-like
Exons: 1
Coding region: 1543-2364 (273 amino acids)
Molecular function (GO): protein binding
Source: RefSeq, a predicted model, not a curated record